This is a messenger RNA of Leptosomus discolor (cuckoo roller), 1379 nucleotides long. NCBI's taxonomy places the organism in Eukaryota, Metazoa, Chordata, Aves, Leptosomiformes, Leptosomidae. The record is from RefSeq and is a predicted model, not a curated record.
GAUGAAGCAGGAAUCCCAGGUAUACUAGUUGGAGUUUCUGUAGAUGGAAGGGAAGUCUGGUCAGAAGGUUUGGGUUAUGCUGAUGUAGAGAAUCGUGUAGUAUGUAAGCCAGAGACGAUCAUGCGAAUUGCUAGUAUUAGCAAGUGUCUUACAAUGAUGGCUGUUGCUAAAUUGUGGGAAGAGGGCAAACUGGAUUUAGAUGCACCCGUGCAGAAAUAUGUCCCUGAAUUUCCAGAAAAAGUCUACAAGGGUGAAAAGGUCGCUAUUACUACAAGACUCUUAGUUUCACACUUGAGUGGGAUUCGUCACUAUGAGAAAGAUAUUACAAAAGUAAAGGAAGAAAAAGAAAAGGCAAACAGAGCAUGUAAACUAACAAAACCCGAUCAGGAUAAAGAACAAAAAGAAAAAGAAGGCAAAGGAAUUGAAAAGACUGAUCCUGUCAAACCAAGGAAAGAACACGAAGGUGAGGUAAAAAGCCGAAAUUCAAAACCAGGCAGGAGAGACAAGGAAUUUGAGCAAGAAGAGUAUUAUUUGAAGGAAAAAUUUGAAAGUGUGAUUGAAUCACUGAAGUUAUUUAAAAACGAUCCUUUAUUCUUUAAACCAGGUAGUCAGUUCUUGUAUUCAACGUAUGGGUUUACACUCUUAAGCGCUGUUGUGGAGAGAGUUUCAGGACAAAAAUUUACAGAUUAUAUGCUAAAAAUGUUUCAUGAUUUGGAUAUGCUGUCAACGGUCCUAGAUGACAAUGAAGCAAUGAUAUAUAACAGAGCAAGGUGUUAUGUUUACAACAAAAAGGGACGGCUGGUAAACGCCCCAUAUGUGGACAACUCUUAUAAGUGGGCUGGUGGUGGCUUUCUUUCGUCAGUAGGUGACCUUCUGAAAUUUGGAAAUGCCUUGUUAUACAGUUAUCAAGCCGGACAGUUUAAGAACACUGAUGGCAAACUUCUUCCUGGGUACCUCAAACCAGACACGGUUGCAAUGAUGUGGACCCCAGUGCCAAAAACAGAAGUAUCGUGGGACAGGGAUGGUAAAUACGCAAUGGCUUGGGCUGUAGUAGAGAAAAAACAACAAUGUGGCUGUUGCAGACGGCAGAGACACUAUGCAUCUCAUACGGGUGGUGCAGUGGGGGCAAGUAGUGUCCUCCUAAUUCUUCCUGAAGAGCUGGACUCUGAAGCUAUAGAUACUGGGCUAGUGGCACCACCUAGAGGAGUAAUUGUUAGUAUUAUCUGUAAUAUGCAAUCAGUUUCGCUGAACAGCACUGCCUUAAAGAUUGCAAGGGAAUUUGAUAAAGAAAAAUGGGCACAAUAUAUAGAUUAAAAAAAAAAAAAGAGAUGUGUGUACCUGAACUCACUGUACAGAAACAUGAAAAACAAAUGCAGAAG